Molecule: messenger RNA, 3042 nt
Organism: Poecile atricapillus (Black-capped chickadee)
Lineage: Eukaryota; Metazoa; Chordata; Aves; Passeriformes; Paridae
Gene: ANKRD24
Product: ankyrin repeat domain 24
Exons: 18
Coding region: 145-2922 (925 amino acids)
Molecular function (GO): actin binding
Source: RefSeq, a predicted model, not a curated record
CCGGCUCCGGGCGCUGCGCUGGGAGCGCCGGGACGGGCUGGGAGCAGCGGGAUCGGGGGCGCUGAGCUGUCCCCAGGCAGGGACAGACCCUCGAGCGUGGCCAUCCCCCCCGAGCAGGUGCCGCAGGGCUGAGGCUGAGCCACCAUGAAGAGCCUGAAGGCCAGGUUCAAGAAGGCAGAUAGCCAGGACUGGACCAAGAACGACGAGAAGCUGCUGCAGGCCGUGGACUACAACGAUGCCGGGCGGGUCACGUCGCUCCUGCUCCGCAAGGGCCUGGUGCCCACCAAGCUGGACUCGGAGGGCAAAUCGGCGUUCCACCUGGCCGCCACGCGGGGCAACGUGGACUGCCUGGAAGCAAUGCUGGCCCACGGCGUGGAUGCCAUGACCAAGGACAGCUCGGGUUACACUGCCCUGCACUUGGCCUCCAAGCACGGCCACCCUCAGUGUGUCAGCAAACUGCUGCAGGCCUCCUGCCCCGUGGAUGUGGCCGAUGGCAGCGGCAGGACCGCGCUGCACCUGGCGGCUGCCAGCGGCUGCAUCUCCUGCUCCGAGAUCCUCUGUGACUUCAAGGCUCCCUUGAACAGCAAGGACAAGGACGGCUCCACGCCGCUGAUCCUGGCAGCCAAGAUGAGCCACUCGGAGCUGUGCCGGUACCUCCUGCACCGCGGGGCCGCCGUCAACUGCCGGGACCUGCAGGGCAGGUGGGGCUGCAGCGCUGGGGGCCGGGAGCGGCCGCGGGGAUUGUCCCUCACCCGCGCUCUCCCCGUGCCCAGGACAGCCCUGAUGCUGGCCUGCGAGAGCGGCAGCGUGGACACCGUGGAGGUGCUGGUCAGCGCCGGCGCCCGCGUGGCCGUGGUGGAUGCCACCGGCCACGACGCCGCUCACUACGGGCUGGCCACGGGCAACGCUCUCAUCCAGCACCUCCUGCAGGAGGCGGCCCAGCGCCGCUCCUGGGCCAGCGAAGAGGAGUCGACUGAGCAGACAUCGCAGACGUCUUCGCCCAGCCAGUCGUCCGUCAGGGAGAAGAACAGCACCCCGAGGAAGAGGAAGGCCCCUCUGCCCCCCCUGGGCACCUCCAGCCAGGAGGACCGGGAUGCCUACGAGGAGAUCGUGCGGCUGCGGCAGGAGAGGGCCCAGUUCCUGCAGAAGAUCCGGGGCUUGGAGCAGCAGGAGAAGCAGAGACGGGAGCGGGCGGAGCUGGAUGAGAGCUCCCUGCGCUCCAUGGAGAAGCAGAUCCGGGAGCUGGAGGAGCAGCUGGUGGCACGGGAUGGGGAGAAGGACAAGCUGGGCAAGGAGGUGCAGGCUCUGCGGAGCCGCCUGUCCUCGAUGGAGAAUGAGAAGGAGAACACGAGCUAUGACAUCGAGACGCUGCAAGACGAGGAGGGGGUCCCACUUGAGUUUCCAGGAGCAGAGAUGCUGCUCUCCAAGAAGACACUGAGCCCCUCGGCCGAGGAGCUGCUGGCCACACUCCAGGGGCAGGUGCAGUCCCUGACCUUGCAGAACAAGGAGCUGAAGGAGAAAAUCCAGGUGCUGGAGAACUACGAGCGGGACGAGAGCAGCCCCGCUGCCCCGGGGGACGUGGUGCCCGCCAGUCUGUACCAGGCCCUGCAGCGGGAGCUGGAGCGGCUGCGGGCGCAGGGCAGGGAGGCCACGGCGCGGGCCGGAGGGGUCGGGCAGCGCGGGGCCUCGGAGCCCAUCCCGGAGGGAACCGCGGGGUCACGCCCUGCCGAGGAGCCGGCCCGGGCCUGGGGAGAGUGCAAGGCGGCCCUGAGAGAGCUGGGGGUGCAGACAUCCUCCUCCUCCUCACCCUCCGGUGAGCGGGAGCCGGGCGCGGAGCUGGCCGAGGCGCGGGUGGCCCUGAAGCGGGCACAGACCGAGCUGGAGGAGCGGGAGCGGCGGCUGAAGGAGCUGCAGGCCCGGCUGGAGGCCGCGGCCUCGCCGGGAGCCUCCGUGGAGGAGGCGUCGCGGGAGAAGGAAGCGCUGCUGGAGCGCUGCAGGCGCGCCGAGGCCGAGGCCGAGGCUCUGCGGCGGGAGCUGGCGGCGAGGCCGCGGGAUGCGCCGGGAGCGGCGGAGGCCGAGGCACGGCUGGCGGAGCUCCGGGCCGCGCUGGCGCGCAGGGAGGCCGAGCUGGGCGCGCUGCGGGAGCGGCUGCGGGAGCACGAGGAGGAGGCCCCGGCGUGGCUGCAGCGGGCGCAGGCCGAGGGCUGGGUGUCCCGGGACGAGCACGCCCGCGCCACGGCCACGCUGCAGGAGCAGGCGCGGGCCCUGCGGGAGCGCCUGGCGCAGCUGGAGGCCACGGCCAACGCCAAGGCCCGCGAGGCCUCGAAGCUGCAGGCAGAGCUGGCGGCGGCCGUGCCGCGGGCCCAGCACGAGGCGGCCGAGGCCGGGCUGAGGGCAGAGGCGGCGGCGCUGGCGCAGCGGCUGCAGGAGCUGCAGCGGCGGCACGAGAAGACGUGCGAGGAGGUGUUCCGUGUGCAGCGGCAGGCGCUGUUCAUGAAGAGCGAGCGGCAGGCGGCGGAGGACAGGCUGGGAGCCGUGCAGAAGCAGCUGGAGCAGGCCCAGGACGAGGCGCGGCGGCUGCGGGAGCUGCACGGCCACGCUGAAGAUGCGGCACGGCUGGUCAGGGACAGGGACAGGAAGAUCACGGAGCUCUCCAAGGAGGUUUUCAGGCUGAAGGAAGCCCUGAACGCCCUCCCCGAGUCAGGGGGGCCUCCACAAUCCCCACCCAACACGGCGGCGCUCCAGGCCCAGAUCCGGGCGCUGGAGGAGAAGCUGGAGGAGACAGAGACGAGGCACAGCAAGGUGGUGACGCUGUACCGGAGCCACCUGCUCUAUGCCGUACAGGGCCACAUGGACGAAGACGUGCAGAGACUCUUGUGCCAGAUCCUGAGGAUGCAGCGGCUGCAGGAGCAGGGCAGAUGAGCCCCUGCCAGCACGGGUGGCAGGGGAAGUGGGGGGACAGGUCUGUCACAGCACUCUGUGUGUCCCUUUGCCUGUCUAGGCACCCAGUCCACCCCCAGCACAGCAGCAAUAAAGUUAUUU